This is a messenger RNA of Lampris incognitus (smalleye Pacific opah), 3429 nucleotides long. RefSeq names its product cerebellar degeneration-related protein 2a (gene cdr2a). Bases 121 to 1491 code for a protein of 456 amino acids. The record is from RefSeq and is a predicted model, not a curated record. Lineage: Eukaryota; Metazoa; Chordata; Actinopteri; Lampriformes; Lampridae. The transcript has 7 exons.
CCCAGCCGCCGGGGGAUGCGCCUCACACCCGGCUGGAAACGCCCGACACACAGCCGGUCCUGCUCAGGGACGCUUAAGUGUUAAGAUUUAAACGUCGGUUGGACUCCUCUCGGCCGGAAAAUGCUUACCGAUGUGAUAUUGGACGAAGAGUUUGAGAAGGGCGAGGAGUCGUGGUACACCAGACAGGACCUUGAACAUGAUCUCCAUUUGGCAGCACAGCUGGGGAAGACUUUACUGGACCGGAACCACGAACUGGAGCAGGCCCUGCAGCAGAUGUAUGCCACCAACCAGGAACAGCUGCAGGAGAUAGAGUAUCUGACCAAACAGGUGGAUUUGCUGCGUCAGAUGAAUGACCAGCAUGCAAAGGUUUAUGAGCAGCUCGACGUGGCAGCCAGAGACCUGGAGCAGGGCAACCGCAGACUGGUGCAAGACAAUCGCCUGGCCCAGCAGAAGAUCGAAAGUCUGACAGAGAUCAUUGAAGGGCUGCAGACCCACAUGGACGACAUGCAGUCACAGGUGGAGGAACUGAGGACCGCUCAAGCAGAACGGAAUAAAAGGGAGCUGGCGGAGCAGAGACGCCACCUCGGAGCGCAGAGUGUGUCCUGUCUCAAGGAGCUGUAUGACCUCCACCAUGACAGGUACCUUGCCUAUGAGGGCCUGCAUGUAGAUCGACCUUGGUCACCCCAGGGCUCUUUUUAUGACCAGGACAGACACCAGGACCCAGAGGAGAACACAGUGCUCCAGCACUCCAUCCAGACCCUUCAGAGCCAAGUAGACGCAGAGCGGAAGCGCAGGGAAGCUGCAGAGAGGGAGACAGAGUUGACUGCCAAAGAGAAUGGGACACUGGAACAGCGGCUGUUCCUGUUGGAGGGCUGCCGGGCCAGGCAGAAAGAACUGGAGACAGAAGUGGAGGAGCUCCGGCUUCUGUGGCGUGCAGAGUGUGCCAGCAGUGCCAGGCGGUCAGACUGCCUCCUGCUACCUGAUACAGUGUUCUUCGCUCAAGAGGAAAAGCCCAGCCCAGGGAACAGUGAGGAGCAGGAGAAAGUGGAGCUGGAACAGGGGAGGUACAGCAGGCAGAGGUUCAACAGCGACAGUUUUUUGGGUGGGACCAACACAGACGAGAUUCGGCGUGGACACGAAGAGAUGUGUAUCAGGCGAGCGGAGGCAGUGAAACGGAGAGGGAUCUCUCUGCUCAAUGAGGUGGAUGCCCAGUACAGUGCACUGCAGGUGAAAUACGAGGAGCUUCUGCAGCGGUACCAGCAAGGGUCAGAUGGACUCAGCCACAAAGCCGUUCAGACCAAUGGUAGUCCCCGUACCGGCACCGGUAUUCGCCGCCGCCUCUCCAGCUCUGCUGCUAUGUCCGAUCUGGCGGUGGUUUUGGAAGACGGCCAGCAACCAGAGUACAAGGCACUCUUCAAGGAAAUCUUCACAUGUAUCCAGAAGACCAAAGAGGACCUGAGUAAGAACAAACAGUCUAGUCAGGAACAUUAAUUUGUGGGCCGUGCCAAAGGAUAGCAUCAGUUGUAUUAAACAGGUCUCUGUUACAAGGUUUACACAGCAAAAGUUUUUGUCAAAGGGGGAGCAUUUGGUUUAGACAUUUUAAAAAUCCAUAGGGGACCAUGUCAGAAGUGUGUAUACCCCCCCCCCCCCGUCAUCUGUAGACAUUCUAUUGCACCUGUUGAUGAGCACAUUUCAUCUUUUUCUUUUAUCCGUCCAUAAUGAAAACGUGUGGUUGAAGAGUACAUUCACACCAGUCACGUGACAGUGAGUGCACUGUGCAAGUCCUGCCACCAAACGGCCGUCUAAUGCAAGAAAACUCAUUGACUUGAAAAGUAAGUUGACGUGCUGACAGCGAGUCAUUGUCGAGGCAGAAAUCUAGUUUUAGUCUUGCAGAAAUUUCCAGUCAAGUAUUCUGUAUGCAAGUUUUCCCCUCCUCCAAAGUAUUAUGUUACUGUGCAACAGCAUUUUGUCCCGUUUAUGCAAGAUUAACAUUUUGACCAGCUGAUUAUUUGGUGCUUGGUUUUGGGAGAGUAAAGCCACAUUGUAUACUGCUUUUGCUUUCAUAAAUGAGAGAUGGCCUUUGUUUGUGUAUUAUGUAAACACAAAUGUUGGCACUGGAUUGAAUGGCGUGCUUUGUAAAGGUAAUCGGCUGAAAGGCGGCAGCUUUUGAGCAGCUAAAGACUAAGCUAUUGGCGACAUUAAGCUCUCAGCCCCCAGCGUGUGUUAGUUUGUUGGUUGACAGUAGUUAGCUCAGCAGUGAUGUGUCAGUGGUAUGUUACCAGAAAAGUGUCCGUGGAGAAUUUAGCUUCAUGCUUUCUGGAUUCAUACCAUUCACAGUUUAGGCUUUGACAAGUGUCAACAAGCAGAGCAACCCCGUGCCAACGCAACUCAAAUCCAGACUUUGCAAUGUGAACUCAGAACUUUUUAGGACUGAAACACAGUUGUUUUUUUUGUUUUUUUUUGUUUAUUUAUUUGUAGUUUACAUGUAUUAGAAAAGAUUAAAAGAUAAGCAUUGUAUCUUUCAUUAUAAAAUGCUAUUUAUUGUCACAAGUUGUUUUGUCACUGUAUUCCAGAUCUAUAAUAUUGUUGCUAAAUACGGGUUUAGAGGAGAUCUGUUAUUUGAGUUGGAAGUGAAUGUUUAUCUGGUGCUUUUUUCUGCAAUUAUGAAUACUAUGUACAGAAUUGGUGAUUGGAAAAAUAAUGGCAGCAAAUGAAAAGCACAAAAAAAACAAACUUGCCUGUCUGAACAAAUUUCAUGUCAUUUUCAAAAUGUUACUAUCGGUGGUUUUUUCUGAGGUUGUUGGUUCUCUUACUUGGUACCCUAAACAGAGGAGAGAAUAGGCAAUCCCACAUUUGUCUUGCUAGUGUCAAAAUGCCAGCUGUUGUCAAUAACAAUAUAUUUUUCUCAACUUUUCACAAUGCCAGUUGUAUCAGAUGAACUCGAGAGCACAAUAGUUGUUGAGCUUCAGCAAGUUAUAUAAGACUUCUCAAUUAUAUGAGGAAAUGGCACAUGAGGCUUUAUAGCUGGGGUGCGGGGGUGGGUAAAUAGUGGGGCCUAAUUUAAUCAGUGGGGCUUAAUUAAAGCUGUGAAUGACAAUCCUAACUACCCGAACUCAUGGCAUAACUGGAUCAGGACAAGUUGUUACUAUCUGCAGAUUAAAGUCUACAAUGACGACUAUACGUAGAACCUAAAGUGUCAACAUAGGCCCCUGGUUUUUAUUUUUAACUCUUAACUUAAAAUUACAUUAUAGGACCAUUACUUUCGAUAUGAUGUCAUGUUUACCAGAAAGGUAUUACUUUGAUAAUGGCAGGUAGUAUAUUAGCAGAUGAACGGUAGGUGCAUAUAGCAGUGUGCUUGAUUGUAUCAUUAAGUGUCCUCCAUGAUGACUAACAAGUUAUUUGAAAGUAAAAAUACUCAUGCAAAACGUU